GUUUGACUUAUCGAGAUUUCACUGUAUAUACAUAGGCCUACUUUGCGGAAAAGUUUAGUAAACUACACAUGUAGGCCUAGUUGUUCUCGAUAGUUCUGAGGAAGAGUUUGACAUGAUCUUAUUCUACUUCUAGAACUAAUCGACAGUCUAUUGAAAAAUUCAGGUUUUCGACAAAGAUGGUUUUUCAGAUUUAUGUUACGGAUAUUUCAAGACAUCGACGUCAUCUGUACUGUAGAGAGAGACGUUUACGUCCAAAUUUAAUAUCUGUAAAGGGGACUAGCCUACAGGAUUUGUGUUAAUUCUUAAUUUCAGCAGUACCAAAAGAUCGGCAGCACUGCAGCCAUGUUUGAGGUGUGUGCUUUUGUUCAACAGGGAUACGCAUGUAGACCUCUUGUGUAUUCAUUGUUAAUGAAUUAACAUAACAUAACACACCUCAAACAUGGCCGCUGAAUGCAAUCUAUCUAUUGAGCACUGCAGACAGUGUUGGCUGUCCUUGCUCCAUGGUCAAAUCAUUAAUUGAUAUAUGCACAAUUUUAAGCUGUGUGCGAGUAUGCAUAGUUAAGGCCUCUAUGUAAAUAAUGCAAGCGAGCUGUAGAGUUUGCAUAGGAAUUAAUCCCGGUGACACCAACUUCGCAAUUGGUAAUCAAUAUUUGGAAUGGCUGAAUUGUAAACAGCCCCAUGGCGAUAUCUGUGCACUGUAGACCACAAUAGGAAAUCUUCACAUGAGACGAAAUCGAUAUGAACCUCUUCUCAUUGUUAAGGCGGUAGCCUCUGACAAGAUUAUAGCGAUGGAGGUAAAUGAACUGUUAGCGGCCAUUUUGGAUUCGUGGAUUCGUGGACUCCGACAAACUUCGUCAGCGGUGGUGUUACGACUAACCCAUUGAUGUUUCAUCAGGCUUAGCUAGGUAUACGUACAUGUACGUGACACGCAACAACCAUGGGUGAGCAUCUGAACCCGCCCUUUGACCUCGCCCUAGCCGGCAGCUCUUUCUUCGGUAUCAGCAACAUUGGCGUGGCGCAGUGCCUGUCUGAUCACGGCGCCUCCGUGCUCGACAAUGCUCGGCACUUCGGGGGAGUCUCGUCCAAUGCCCUGGUGGCCGCUGUCAUGGCAACGGCCCCGGAAAAUCUAGCCAAAUAUCUGUACGCAUUGUACGACAUCGUGGACGAGGUCGCGCCACUUCCGUUUGGCGCGCUUUCUCAGGGCUUUGACUUCGUGGAUCGUCUACGCAGAGCGCUCAGUGAAAACCUACCAAGCGAUGCACAUGAAAAGGCCACGAAUCGACUACACGUCAAGGCGACCGCACUCAAUCAGGUCGACAAGUACCAAUCGGUCAGCGUGCACGACGUGGACCAGGGAACGAGUUCCAGCAUACGCACCCGGGGACCCAAACAGUUCGAGAUUGGUGACCGGUGCUGGAAGAUCGGGCACGAGGUUGAGAUCUCCAGCUACGAAAGCCGGGAAGAACUUAUCGAAGUUUUGCUGGGAUGUAUCUACGUUCCAUGGUUCCCCAGUUGGGAUCCACCACAUUAUAAUGGCCGCUUCUUGGGCGAUGCAACAUUAUCUCGCACCAGCAACCUUCCGGUCGAUGUAGACUUCAGCUUCCAUCCGUCCCACCGUCUCAUACGGAUCUCCCCGGACCCAAAAUCCCGGGCCAGCAUGCGAGACAAGCUCGCCUGCGGCUGGCAGGACACCACGGGCCAGCGGUUCGACAUCAGCGCGCUGGAGAUGUUCCGUACGGGCAACGGGCUGUACCCGCCCCCGAAGGGCCACCUGGAGGCCUGCUACGCGGACGGGUACGAAGACGCCACGCGGUUCCUCAAGUUUUACCACUGCUACCAGGACAGCCGGAAAGGGCUGGGUCCAAGAAGGGACCAGUACGCGGCCGUUCAUUCCGUGGACGACUUGAGAUAAAACUCGGGAAAACUGAUUCUCGCUGGAACAAUUUGAAACUCGUUGACAUGCAUGUACGUAGGACUACUGGUUGAACUCAAGUAAAUAUCAUAAAAACAAGUGCAAGCAAAAAGAACGGGAAAGGCUAUUAUAAACUAAGUGAAAAAUGAGCAUUCUUAUGUGUCAACAUCGAGACAUUAUCACUACCAAACACAAACUUUCGACGAUCCACUGACUGGUUUAUGAUUAAGUUUAAUAAGUCUACAACCUGCAGGGUUUAUGGCUUCGUCAGUUUACAGUCUGUUUUUGUUGUUGUGAUUUCACGAUCAUAUGGAGCCGCUUGAUGACUUCGUCGGUGUACUAAAAAUAGUGCGACUUCUUCAGUGUCUACAAACUGGCUUAUGGCUUCGUCAGUUUACAAAGUAUUUAAUGACAUCGUCAAUCCACAAACUGGUUUGGACUUCAGAAGUCUACGAAUCGGUUUAAUGACUUAGUAAAUCUACCGAAUAUAGCAAUGGCUUCAUUAGUCGAUCCACUGACUGGUUUUGCGAGUUCGUCAAUCCACAGACUAGUUUACAUGACUUAGUAAAUAAUCAUACAACCUGGUUUAUGGCUGGUUUUGUUAAGACUUUUAUAAGUGGACUGGCCUGGCUUAUGGCUUCAUCAGUUUAUAAACUGGUUUAGGACUUCACCAGUGUACGAACUGGUUUAAUGACUUGGUAAAUGUACAGAUAUAUUAAGACUUCAUCGGUCUACUGGGUGGUUUAUGACUCAUUGACUGUCGAUUUACAGACCUUUUACCUUCUUCUGUUAACAGACUGGCUUAUGAUUUGGUCAAUCUAUAGACUGGUGGCGGGGCCUAUGGCUUCGUCAGUCUACGUAAUGCAUAAUGACUUAAUUUUGUCUCAGAUCCCUUUUGUAUGACGUCAUCAUACAUACUGAUAUUGAGACAACAUAUUUACACGUCAUCGUGGAACAAAACAUGCGAAACUUCCGCCUUAAACAGAUAUCAUAGAUCACGUAGUAAUAUAAACAUCCACAUUUUCAAGACAACCUACUAAUUUAUAUAUGUUUGAUGUACGAUACGUUUACUAUACAGCAAUAUUGUAUCAGUUUGCAUGUGACGUCAGAGAAAUAAAUUAGACUACGACACCACA
This is a messenger RNA of Patiria miniata (bat star), 3048 nucleotides long. Its product is annotated as patatin-like phospholipase domain-containing protein 4. NCBI's taxonomy places the organism in Eukaryota, Metazoa, Echinodermata, Asteroidea, Valvatida, Asterinidae. Gene Ontology annotation, biological process: lipid homeostasis; triglyceride catabolic process. The transcript is spliced from 6 exons. The coding region runs from base 938 to 1912 and encodes 324 amino acids. Gene Ontology annotation, cellular component: cytoplasm; membrane; lipid droplet. The record is from RefSeq and is a predicted model, not a curated record. Gene Ontology annotation, molecular function: triacylglycerol lipase activity.